Molecule: messenger RNA, 2945 nt
Organism: Gopherus flavomarginatus (Mexican gopher tortoise)
Lineage: Eukaryota; Metazoa; Chordata; Testudines; Testudinidae
Gene: GGCT
Product: gamma-glutamylcyclotransferase
Exons: 5
Coding region: 138-737 (199 amino acids)
Molecular function (GO): gamma-glutamylcyclotransferase activity
Source: RefSeq, a predicted model, not a curated record
GCCGCUCACCGUGGCUGCUGGCGGGGGUCGCCUGCCUGAGCUGUGAAAGCCGCCUGGGCAGAGAACCGCCCUGCACCGCGCUGGAGCUCCCCUCUAGCCCUGGGGCGGCGAUCAAGAGACACCUGUAGCCGGAGCAGAUGGAGACUCCCAGGAGCUGUGUUUGUACCAGACUGGGUGGUGGUUUGGGAGUUAGUACCUGUGGGGAGGACAGUUUCCUGUAUUUUGCUUAUGGCAGUAACCUGCUUCGGGAGAGGAUCCUGCUGAAAAACCCAACUGCCACUUUCUAUGCUGUAGCCAACUUGCAGGAUUUUAAACUCAUUUUUGGCAGUCAUCAAGGCAAAGCAAGCUCUUACUGGCAUGGAGGUACAGCUACCAUUGUUCAAAGCCCUGGAGACGAAGUGUGGGGAGUAGUAUGGAAAAUGAACACUAGCAAUUUAAAUUCGCUGGAUAAGCAAGAAGGAGUUGCAGGUGGUAUUUACAUUCCAAUAGAAGUUAACAUUCCAACGCAAGAGGGAAAAAUACUGACCUGUCGAAGUUAUCAGAUGAGUGAUUGUGUCUGUGAUCUCCCAUCACCACAGUACAAAAAAGUUAUCUGUAUGGGUGCAAAACAGAAUGGCUUACCAACUGCCUACCAGAAGAAAUUAGAAGCUAUAGAAACAAACAACUAUGCAGGACCAGUAUCAGUCUUUGAAGAACUUGAAGCUACUAUUAAAGAGAAGGAAAGAACAACUUGUUAGAAAAGUAUCCCCAAAAUAUUUCCACUUCUACUUCCUUGCCUGAUUUAAUUCUAUGGCCUGUGUUAUACUGAAGUCAGAUUAGAUUAUCACUGUGAUCCUUUCUGGUCUUGGAAUAUAUGAAUUUUUCAUUUUGAUUUAGGCAUCUAUUGCUAAUCAGUGUAUUGAGAAGAUAUUUUCCUUCUUUGAUAAAGAAGGGCGAACUUGAUAUGUUUGUGUAGUUCAGUAAGGUAUUGGAUUGAAUAUGCAAUUUAAGAUCCUAAUCUUGCAAAGACCUAUGUACAUGCAUAACUGUAUGUACCACAUCUAAAGUUAAGUACGUGUAAAUCUUUGCAAAGUUCAGCUUAACUUUCUGUAGUUCUCAUACCGUGCUGGUAAAGUUCAUAUAGUUCUUUAAUACAGCUAUAAGCAGAACUAAAGAGAAAAGCCAGCUUGGAAGUCAUGUGCAUAGGCUGCUGUGUUCAAGGAUUAAGAGUUGCAGGAUCAAACUACAGUUCUUAAGUGCUGUGCCGCCACUGCGCAGAUAGCUGACACAGCAGACCCCGAGAGAAGCCCCAAAGACCACAGACUCUAGUAAGGUAUGAAGGAACCCGAGCCAGGUUUAUUGUCAAACGAAGCACAGUAAUAGUUUCCUAUAGACUUUACAGGACAUACUAUGAAUAUGUGCGCCCUGGCAAUGAGCACAGCUCAGUCAGUGGCGGGACUUUCCACUGCCCCCUAGGCUGGCCAAAGAUGCGCACUCCAGGACCUACUUUUAUACAGUUACAGGGCAGAUUACUCAUCCUUACUGACGUAUUGAGGUACAGCCCCUUGGCUCUUUAGGGUGCUGUUUCCCCUUUGAUCAUGUUGUUCCAGACAAACAGAUCUAUCCAUCAUGCUGUCCUGUUUUUAAGAUGCAUUGCCUGUUCCAUGUUAUGUCUAUGGAGUGUCCUCAUGUCAUCUUGGCACAAGUUCCUCUUCUCGCUACUUCUGUGAGAGGCCUGCCUCUGGCUCACAACCCAGCUUUUGCUUAGCGGUGCGCGGAAGUACUUUGGUUGAGGCUUCAGGCCUCAGACUAGGCCUCUGACACAAGAAUUUGUUUCCGGGCCUCAUCUUACUACUACAACAACAACAAGACAGAGUGUGCUUGUGUGUGUAAUUAUAUAUGCGAGUGAUACAUUUAUUAUCAAUAAAUGUGACGCUUUGCCUUAUUCCCCCGAAAAGAUUCUGUGCAGUACUUUAGGUACAACAGAAGGACAGCAUUCUACCUGUAAUAGUGUGCUGUUUUGUGGUAUUGCUAGAAGUGGAUGAACCAAGUCAGAUAAUAUAACUCUCUUGAAUGGAUUUUUUAAAAAUUCUAAAGAGUUGGCUAACUACUUAAAUUUUUUUCUUUAAAUCAUUGAAUGCCUUGAACUUCCUGACUUCUGCAGGAAGCAGACCUAAGGCUUGAUGAAAGCCCAUAGGAAUCUCUUCAUUGACCUCAUUGGGUUUGGAUUAGGCCCCAAUAAAGAAACACUGAGUCUCUCUUCACAGUAGUAGCAGCUGCCUAGCUCAGAUCAGAGUAUUGUAAAUCUUGCAUGAGUUCCUGAUCUUGUGAUACUUUCAGAUUAAAUUGAAUGAUUACUUCCGGGGAAAGUGGUCAAUUGAACAACUUUGGGAAAUACAAAAAGAAAAUGUCUUUUUUUUUUCUUUUGUAUUUAAGAUCUGUAUGCAAAGAAUUUGUCUUGAUAUAAAGGGGAUAUGAGUUAUCUUCAAAAGUUACUAUGUGAUUGAUUAUGACAUCUGACAACAUACACAUAGGAACUUAUAAUUUACCUUGUCUUCUCCUCAUAAACUUCCAUAUUGGACAUGUGCCAUAGCAGUGCACUUCCCAUCCACGUCAUGGGAACAUCUCCAAAGUUUAUGCCUUUCAUUUGGACCCCAUCUAAUUCCCAUGUUCUCUGUGUGUAAAAUAAAUAUGUAUGCACUGAAAGUUGAAGUAAAUAAAAAAGAUUGCAGUUGCCAGAUUACUUAUGUGUCUAUACAGUGUACAGAGAAUGAAAAGUCAUUUUGAUUUAAGAAUGCUCAGUGUAGCCUGUGUAGGCUAAAGCUGUUUGUGUGAAUGUGUAAGUGAAAGUUGUCAUAUUGGGCAUUGUUUUUGAAUUCAUCUGUAAAUUAAUCUAUGUGCACUGUGUAUGUGUGCAUAGAAAAGAUCAGUUUUUUUAAAAUAAAGAUUCUUUAUAACUGUAAGAA